CUUCCCCUCUCCAUUGGAAGUUACAGAGAGACAGACGCACCAAAAAAGAAAGGAAAAAAAAAGGAAACCAGAGAGAAAAAAGAGAUUCAGCUUUCUUAAUUUUUUGGCUUUGGUUUUUGUUUUUUUUGCAAUUCUGUUGUUGUAAUUUGAUUGAUUUACGUGUUAAUCAACAAGAUUUGGUGGUGAAUUUGACUGAAAUUUAAGGUUUUUUAGGGAUUUUUCGUAGAUAUUAUGAAUUUUUUUUCGAGAGUUAAUGAGAUGAGAGAUCUGAGCUAAAAAAGAGAUUUUGAAAAAUGACGAAUACGGAGGUAGCUAUGAAAGGGAAUUGUGUGAACGGAAGAGGAGGAGGAGAGAGCUUUUCUUCUGGUUAUAGUGAACCAAAAGAUGGUAGGAACACCGUGGAAGGGCAAAAUGGUCAUUCGACUAAUCAAGCUCCGGCUAUAGACCCCGAAACGGCGUUGUAUAAUGAACUAUGGCAUGCAUGUGCUGGACCUUUGGUCACUGUUCCUCGUGAACAAGAUCGUGUGUUUUACUUUCCUCAAGGUCACAUAGAACAGGUUGAGGCGUCUACUAGUCAAGUAGCAGACGAGCAGAUGCCAGUGUAUAAUCUUCCAUCAAAGAUCCUUUGUCGUGUGAUUAACGUUCAGUUAAAGGCUGAACCAGAUACAGAUGAAGUCUUUGCUCAAGUGACUUUACUUCCUGAGCCUAAUCAAGAUGAGAACACUGUGAACAAGGAGCCUCCUGCGCCUCAACCACCACGGUUCCAUGUGCAUUCCUUUUGCAAGACCCUCACUGCCUCAGAUACAAGCACCCAUGGUGGGUUUUCGGUGCUCAGGCGGCACGCAGAUGAAUGUCUUCCACCAUUGGACAUGUCACGGCAACCUCCAACCCAGGAGUUGGUUGCGAAGGAUUUGCAUGGAAAUGAGUGGCGAUUCCGGCAUAUUUUCAGGGGUCAACCACGAAGGCACUUGCUUCAAAGUGGAUGGAGUGUUUUUGUUAGCUCCAAGAGGCUUGUUGCAGGGGAUGCUUUUAUAUUUUUAAGAGGCGAGAAUGGAGAAUUACGUGUUGGUGUACGACGUGCAAUGAGGCAGCAGGGCAAUGUUCCUUCAUCAGUAAUAUCAAGUCACAGCAUGCAUCUUGGGGUGCUUGCAACAGCAUGGCAUGCCUACACGACAAAAACAAUAUUCACUGUGUACUACAAACCUAGGACAAGUCCAGCUGAGUUUAUUGUUCCUUUUGAUCAGUACAUGGAGUCAAUGAAGAAUAAUUACUCCAUAGGGAUGAGGUUCAAAAUGAGAUUUGAAGGUGAAGAGGCUCCCGAACAGAGGUUUACUGGAACAAUAGUUGGAAUUGAAGAUGCUGAUCCCAAAAAGUGGAAGGAUUCCAAAUGGAGAUGCCUCAAGGUGCGAUGGGAUGAGACUUCUACCAUACCUCGUCCAGAGAGAGUUUCUCCUUGGAAAAUUGAACCUGCUUUGGCUCCUCCUGCGCUGAAUCCCCUUCCAAUGCCCAGGCCAAAAAGGCCCCGAUCUAAUGCAGUCCCUUCAUCUCCUGAUUCCUCUGUACUUACUAGGGAAGGUUCAUCAAAAGCUAUUGUAGACCCUUCACCAGCUACUGGGUUUUCAAGGGUCUUGCAAGGUCAAGAAUUCUCGACCUUGCGAGGCAACUUUGGUGAGAGUCACGAGUCUGACACUGCUGAAAAGUCGGUGAUAUGGCGACCUACGGUAGAUGACGAGAAGAUUGAUGUGGUUCCCACUUCAAGAAGAUUUGGGUCAGAGAAUUGGAUGUCCUCUGGGAGGCACGAACCAGCAGCAUAUGCAGAUCUGCUCUCAGGUUUUAGGUCAAAUGCUGAUUCCUCCCUUGGGUAUUGUCCACCGUUGGUUGAUCAAACUUCAUUAGCUGGUAAUCCAAUGAGAAGACAAUUACUAGAUCAAGAAGGGAAGCUUGGCUCUUGGUCCCUCAUGUCCUCUGGUCUCUCACUCAAGUUGGUUGACAGUAAUGCUAAGCCUUCUGUGCAAGGUUCUGAGGUUCCUUAUCAAGCUCGAGGAAAUGGUAGAUUUAGUGGUUUUGGUGAGUAUCCUGUGCUUCAAGGUCAUAGGAUCGAGCACCCACAUGGAAACUGGUUGAUGCCUCCCCCAACAUCAUCUAAUUACGAGAAUCCUAUCCAAUCAAGAGAUUUAAUGCCAAAAGCUUCAUUGGGACAAGAUCAUGAGAACGGAAAAUCUAGAGAAGGAAGUUGCAAGCUCUUUGGUAUUCCUCUCAUUAGUAAUUCUGUUGCAUCAGAGCCCACCGUCUCUCCUAUUAAUGCCACGAACAAGGCAGCAAGUCAUGUGGAAGCUGCACCAAACCAAGCUCGUACAUUUACGUUUGAUCAAAAGUCCGAGCAGCCAAAAUUCUCACCGUUGGCAGAGAAUCUGUCUAUUUUUAAUGAGCAGGAGAAAUCGUUUCAGCCGGGUCAGCCUCAUACAAGAGAGGUUCAAAGCAAAUCUCCUAGUGCUUCAACUAGGAGUUGUACAAAGGUCCUAAUGCAAGGGAGUGCUCUUGGUAGGUCCGUGGACCUUACUAAGUUCAACAACUACGAUGAACUGAUUGCUGAAUUGGAUCAAUUAUUUGAAUUUGGUGGUGAAUUAAUGGCCCCUAAAAAGAAUUGGCUUGUCGUUUAUACUGAUGAUGAGGGUGAUAUGAUGCUUGUUGGAGAUGAUCCCUGGCAGGAAUUUUGCACCAUGGUUCGCAAGAUCGGUAUCUACACUAGGGAAGAGGUUCAGAAGAUGAAGCCGGGGUCAUUGAAUUCAAAGGGCGAGGACAAUCUGGUUUCUGCGGAAGGGCUAGAUGCAAAAGACGUGAAAUGUACAUCAGCAUCUAGUACAGAGAAUUGUUAAAGCUCGGCUCUAAUAAUUCCGGGUAAUAUAAUGGGCGUGUAUAAUUGCAUAUAAGUAUCGAACCUUGUUUUAAAUAGGGAGAAGAAAACUAAUCAGAUUGAACAUAUACCAUGUUAUUACAUGAGAACAUCCACCGUUUUUUAUCGUUUCAGCUUUUUGGUGGGAGGCAUAUGGAGUGCCGUAGUAACAUUAGACGAUUGGUUGGUUAGAACUUGAAUUAGUUCCGAGUUGAAAGUGACUGGUCCACAAGUUUUUCUCAGAAACCAGAAUCCAAUAUAGAUGGCAGAAAUGGUAUUAAUCCAAUUUUGGACAUGAUGCGAGUAGACGACUAGUAGUAUAUGGUAUCCAUUUAUAUAUAUACAUGAAUAUGUAUACCUGAAUUUAGAUUUUCAAGCAUGGCCUUUUCAUUUGCAACCUCACCCCUUUUGUACAAAGAUGUUUUACUGUUACCCCAUCCCCUUUCUUGACCUUGGAAUGUAAGUAAAUACGCCACCUAUUAUCUUCUUUCUCAAGUAAGAAUUUCAUUUUGUUGGUUUC
Molecule: messenger RNA, 3413 nt
Organism: Gossypium raimondii (Peruvian cotton)
Lineage: Eukaryota; Viridiplantae; Streptophyta; Magnoliopsida; Malvales; Malvaceae
Product: auxin response factor 2B
Exons: 14
Coding region: 294-2876 (860 amino acids)
Biological process (GO): response to hormone; regulation of DNA-templated transcription
Cellular component (GO): nucleus
Molecular function (GO): DNA binding; protein binding
Source: RefSeq, a predicted model, not a curated record